Molecule: messenger RNA, 1096 nt
Organism: Tarenaya hassleriana
Lineage: Eukaryota; Viridiplantae; Streptophyta; Magnoliopsida; Brassicales; Cleomaceae
Product: vesicle-associated membrane protein 714
Exons: 4
Coding region: 112-777 (221 amino acids)
Biological process (GO): vesicle-mediated transport
Cellular component (GO): membrane
Source: RefSeq, a predicted model, not a curated record
UCUGACCCAAACGCAGCGAAUUCUAAUUUGAACUUUUCGUCGGAGCUCUGGUGAUCCUCACCAUUUACCUCGAAUCUGCGAGCUCGAGACGGCGGAGGAAGACAUUCUUCCAUGGCGAUCCUCUACGCCGUUGUGGCGAGGGGCACGGUGGUUCUGGCGGAGUUCUCUGCUGUCACGGGGAACAUCGGCGCCGUCGUCCGGCGGAUCUUCGAGAAGCUUACACCGGAAACCGACGACUCCAGGCUUUGCUUCUCUCAGGAUCAUUACAUCUUCCAUAUUCUCAGAUCCGAUGGCCUCAUUUUCCUCUGUAUGGCCAACGACACCUUUGGAAGGAGGAUUCCAUUUUCGUACUUGGAGGAUAUUCAUAUGAGGUUCAUGAAAAACUAUGGCAAAGUGGCCCUUUACACACCUGCUUACGCAAUGAAUGAUGAAUUUUCGAGGGUUUUGCAUCAGCAGAUGGAGUUCUUCUCCAGUAAUCCUAGUGUAGAUACUCUCAGUCGUGUUAGAGGAGAAGUCAGCGAGAUUCGCGCAGUCAUGGUGGAUAACAUCGAGAAAAUACUGGAGAGGGGUGAUAGGAUCGAGCUUCUUGUUGAUCGGACUGCAACUAUGCAAGAUAGUGCGUUUCACUUCAGGAAACAAUCAAAGCGCCUCCGUCGAGCUCUCUGGAUGAAAAAUGCUAAGCUCCUGGCGUUGUUGACGGGGUUGAUCGUUCUAUUGCUUUACUUGUUAAUUGCUGCUUUCUGUGGAGGCAUCUCUUUACCAUCAUGCAGAUCUUGAAUCUUGACGAUGGCCCCUGUUCUAGCCUUUAAGCUCCAUUGACGCGUCUUCCCUUUUUAAGGUAUCGGACUUAAUGGUUCUUUCCGGAAGCCUUGCCUUUGUAUAUGUAUAAUCUCUUUGUAAAUGCUCUGCGUUGUUGAAUGUUUCGAAUGUAUAAUGUCAUAGCAUUCAUCAGCUUUGUCUGUCUUAACAGACAAAAAGUCUUCCUGUUUCAACCCUGAGUUUGUGAUGAUGAUUUGUCCAAAGAAGAAGCCUUGUCUUCAUGCUUGGCUUUGCGUUUUCGUUGCCUCUGUAACAAAGCAAUGGAUAUCUUGUUUGA